AAAAGAAAAAAAGAAAAAAAGAAACCGUUAGAAAGAAAAAAACAAAAUGGAACAGAGAUCCACCUCUGGUGGGACCCGCCCGACCCGGACACAAUCGGAGCCGCUCUACUCCUCCGUCUUAAUCCACGGCGGCGCCGACUUCAACUCCGUCUCCGACCACGAGCAAAACGCACCGUACAAGCGUCGCAAACCACAAUCACGACAACAACUACAACAACAUGACCUUUACGCUACAAUGGUGUAUAACGACGACGACGAUGAGAACGAGAACGAAGACGAAGACGACGAUUCGUCUCUACCUCCGCUGCUUAAACAACUCCCUAAGGACUUCGGCGGCGGAACUUCGAUCGACUACGACAAUGAGUACUACUACGACGAUGAAGCGAACAAGGCCGAAGAUUUCGGUACAAUGAUCGUGAAGACUAACAACCGGACCUCUAAGGUGUCGUAUAACUACUCGUACAAGCGUCGGAGUUCGUCGAAAGGUCGCGGCGAUGAGGAUGAGGAUGAGGAUGAGGAAGGUGGAGAGGGAUUCUCGACCUUCGUGGUGAAUAAGAGCGAGAGAAGGAAAGGCGGCGAAGGUUUGGGGGGUUCGUCGAUGGGACUCGCGGUGGCGAGCAUGCAAGCGGUUGGGGAAUUCGGGCAUGGGAAGCAGAGGAAGGGGAGCGGCGCGUCGCCGGCGCAGGGCGGAGAGGAGGGGAGGAGCCUAUUGAGGAAGUCGUCGAGUUCGAUUGCGGAGAGUUUUGUUAACAGGGAAGAUGUUUCUACUAAGUAUGAAUUGCUCAAUGAGCUUGGGAAGGGGUCAUAUGGGGCUGUUUACAAAGCUAGGGAUUUAAGAACUUCAGAGCUGGUUGCCAUCAAAGUGAUAUCGUUAAGUGAAGGGGAGGAGGGAUACGAAGAAAUCUGUGGUGAGAUUGAGAUGUUGCAGCAGUGUAGUCAUCCCAAUGUUGUGCGCUACUUGGGGAGUUACCAAGGAGAAGAUUGUCUUUGGAUAGUUAUGGAAUAUUGUGGCGGUGGAAGUGUUGCUGACUUGAUGAAUGUUACUGAAGAGCCCUUGGAGGAGUUUCAAAUAGCAUUUAUCUGUAGGGAAACAUUGAAGGGUCUUGCUUAUUUGCACUCAAUUUUCAAGGUCCAUAGAGAUAUUAAGGGUGGAAAUAUUUUGUUAACGGAACAAGGCGAUGUCAAAUUGGGUGAUUUUGGGGUUGCAGCUCAGCUUACAAGGACCAUGUCAAAACGCAACACGUUCAUUGGCACUCCACAUUGGAUGGCUCCAGAAGUUAUUCAGGAAAGUCGCUAUGAUGGAAAGGUGGAUGUAUGGGCUCUUGGUGUGUCUGCAAUUGAAAUGGCAGAGGGACUUCCUCCUAGAUCAGCAGUUCAUCCAAUGAGGGUUUUAUUCAUGAUAUCCAGUGAGCCAGCUCCGAUGCUUGAGGAUAAAGAAAAAUGGUCUCUUUUGUUCCAUGAUUUUGUUGCAAAGUGCCUAACAAAAGAACCUCGUCAACGCCCUACUGCAUCUGAGAUGUUGAAACACAAAUUCAUCGAGAAAUGCAAAUUUGGACCCUCUGCAAUGUUGCCAAAGAUUGAAAGGGCGAAGGAAUUUCGGGCCUCCAUGGCUUUUCAAGCACAAAAUCUUGCUCCAACUUUGCCUGGAGACAGUCCACUGGAAGCUCCAAAUCGGAAUGAUGAUUAUGGAGAUACUGUUCCAUCAAGGCCUUAUAAUAUUGGGCUUCAAGUUGCAAAUGAAGUGCUUGCACCUAGCACUUUGAGGAAACAGCACAUAUCAGAUGGUACAGAACUUGGUGGAGAAGGUAAUUUUGGCACCGUAAUAGUUCAUGGGGGAGAUGAGAUAGAUAAAAUGUCCACUCAGAUGCUAUUGUCCAGUGCUACAGAAUCCUCACCUGCUCUUGAACAUGUUGAAAACCUUUCUGCUAGUGGCACGGGAAACGAAUCAGCUGCACCCCAGGUGGAGAAUAUAAGAGGUGUUGAUGUUAACAAUACAUUGGUUGGAGAAUCAAAUUCUGUUACACAGACCAUACGGGCAUCUUCUGACUUUGUAUCUAGCUCUACUGAACAGAUCCUCAAGACAAAAGGUAUUAGCCAUGAGAAACUUGGGGGUGGCAGUAGUAUAAGAAGUAGCACAUUGAAGAAUGAUACUGUUCACCGGAAAGCUUUUGCAUUGCAGGAUAAGCUUUGGUCCAUAUAUGCAGCUGGUAAUACAGUACCAAUUCCAUUCUUGAGGGCCACUGAUAUAUCCCCCAUUGCUCUCUUGUCAGACAAUGUUCUUGGAGGUAUGCAGCGGGACAAAAGCGAAAUUGUAGCUGUUGAGGCAUUGAAGGAACUCUUUACUGGUGAUGGACAGUCUAAAAAGGGCCGAAGAGGACAAAAUGAGAUGCCCCUUCCUCCAAGCGUGUACCAGAGACUCACUUCAAGUUCUACCCUAUUGAAUUUGGCACAGGCUUUAGCAUACCACAAAAUGUGUUAUGAAGAUAUGCCACUCCAGGAGUUGCAAGCAGCACAGGAGCAACAGACCAUUCAAAGUCUGUGUGAUACACUAAGAACUAUUCUGCGGUUGUAGGUUGGCAUUUUUAUUUAUUUAUAUAGAUACAAUAUAUUUCAAACUUAUGAUUUCCGCUCAAUGAUGAUUGCUCAUUAUUAUAAGACCAAGACACGAAUUGAUUUUUGGUAUAAGCAUUUAAUUCUGUCUUAUGUAAUUUUUGAUUUGUUUCUUCAUCUAUCCAGUUUUGUUUAAGUUCUGGAAAGGCAAAGGCAAAGGGUGUAGUUGUAGCCUGACAAUUAUUGCCGCAAUUUUUUUAUUUUUUAUUUUUUAAAUUUUAAAGUAGGGCUUUAGCUUUAUCCAA
Messenger RNA from Quercus lobata, 2855 nucleotides. RefSeq names its product serine/threonine-protein kinase dst1-like. Gene Ontology annotation, molecular function: protein serine/threonine kinase activity; ATP binding. NCBI's taxonomy places the organism in Eukaryota, Viridiplantae, Streptophyta, Magnoliopsida, Fagales, Fagaceae. The transcript has 18 exons. The record is from RefSeq and is a predicted model, not a curated record. Gene Ontology annotation, biological process: protein phosphorylation; intracellular signal transduction. Gene Ontology annotation, cellular component: cytoplasm. The coding region runs from base 47 to 2572 and encodes 841 amino acids.